CAAAUUUCUGUUUAUAUAUUCCCUAAUAACAUGUUGAUGCAAAAUCAAAACUAGGUAAAGGAAAUCAAUAAUUAACAGAUUUAAUUACCAACAUAAUAUAAUCAAUGGGUUCUGAAGGAAACCUGAUGCUUCCUGUUCUUGAUUUCACCAAAGAAGAUUUAAAACUAGGGACAAAUUCAUGGUCAUCAACAUGCACAAGUGUGCGCCAAGCUUUUGAAGAGUAUGGAUGCUUCAUAGUUGUGUAUGAUAAAGCUUCUUAUUAUGAACUUCAAAAUGGUGUAUUCAGUUCUUUGAAGGAGCUUUUUGAUCUUCCAACAGAAACAAAACAGAGAAACAUAUAUGAAGGGAAACCUUUGAAGGGAUAUGUAGGACAACACCCUAAGAUUCCUCUCCAUGAAAGCAUGGGUGUAGAUGAAGGAACAACACUUGAGGGAAUUCAAAGUUUUGCUCAAAAAAUGUGGCCUAAUGGAAAUGAUAAAUUUUGUAAAUAUUUGUUUGAAUAUGCAAAGCUAGUGAAAGAACUAGAUGAAAUUGUGGCAAGAAUGGUAUUUGAAAGUUAUGGUGUGGUGGAACACUAUGACAAGUACAUAGGAUCCACAAGUUAUCUCCUUAGGUUUUUGGCACACAAAGCACCUGAACAGGUGGAGCCUCAACUUGGUUUUGUGUCUCACACCGACAAGAGCUUCACAACUAUUCUUCACCAAAAUCAUGUCAAUGGACUCGUGGUGGAGACAAAGGAUGGUAGUUGGAUUGAUGUUGAUUUCUCUUCACCAACUUCCUUUGUUGUCAUGGCUGGUGAUGCACUCAUGGCUUGGAGCAACGACAGAAUAAAGUCUCCUAAUCACAAAGUUUUGAUGAAUGGAAAUGAAAAAAGGUACUCUCUUGGUCUGUUUGCCUUCUACAAAGGACUUGUUCAAGUACCUGAAGAGCUAAUUGAUGAGGAACAUCCAUUGCAAUAUAAGCCGUUUGAUCAUCUUGCAUUACUCAAUUUCGGUUAUAGUGUUAAUAUCAAAGACUUUUGUGGCAUUGUCCAACUUUAAACUUCAUAUAAAUAAACUAUAUGUGAUAUUCAUAUGUACAAUGUUGUCUUUAAGCAUGUAAUUACAUAUGUGGAUUGUGUUACAACAAAAAAGAAUGUAUGUGGAUUGUAUAUGUUGCAUUGUGUAUUGUACUAGCUAUAAGUGUUUUUGUAAAAUAUACUGCUGUAAAGUUGUCAUUAUAUACUUGUAAAAUACAUGUACAGUGUAUUUUUUUUUCAUCCAUUGUUGUUACCGAUGAUGUAAAUUGAAAGACUAUUAAUAAGAAUUGAAUUUUUCAACCAUUUUUUCUCCUAAAA
This is a messenger RNA of Trifolium pratense (red clover), 1336 nucleotides long. Its product is annotated as probable 2-oxoglutarate-dependent dioxygenase AOP1. Gene Ontology annotation, molecular function: dioxygenase activity. The transcript has 3 exons. The record is from RefSeq and is a predicted model, not a curated record. The coding region runs from base 105 to 1040 and encodes 311 amino acids. Lineage: Eukaryota; Viridiplantae; Streptophyta; Magnoliopsida; Fabales; Fabaceae.